GCGUCUCCUGGGCAAGAUGGCCGCUUCUAUCUUGAGGUUAGCAAGCCGGCGCUGCCUGUGCGCCCGCCUGAGCCCGGGAUUCUCCACGCAACACGUGCUCCCCAUGGCGACGACAGCAAAGGAAGAAAUGGCCCGGUUUUGGGACAAAAACACCCAAUCAAAUCGUCCGUUGUCCCCUCAUCUCACCAUUUAUGAAUGGUCCCUGCCAAUGGCGAUGUCCAUCAUUCACCGCGGAACCGGAGUGGGAAUGAGUUUGGGAGUGUCCUUCUUCGCCUUAAGUGCGUUGGUUCUUCCUGGACAGUUUCCUGACUACUUGGAGCUUGUCAAGUCGCUCAGCCUGGGGCCUGCUCUGAUUUACUCUGCAAAAUUUGCUUUGGCCCUACCCUUAACCUACCACACCUGGAAUGGGAUUCGGCAUCUGGCCUGGGACAUGGGCAAAGGCUUCAAGAUGCCCCAGGUUUACCAGUCUGGAGUCCUUGUCCUCAUCCUGACGGUUCUGUCUUCCCUUGGGAUCGCAGCUCUAUGAAGACGGGCGGUGGCGACUCUCCCCUCGCCUCGCUCCCCGCCUUCCCCACUUGGCAUCCUUCGACCCUCCAAGAAGCUGGCUCAAUCAGGAUGUCCGGAGCAUUUGCCCAGUUUGUCAAUUAGAGAAAUAAUCGGGUGAGGGAAAAGGGCCGGCAGACCCCGCAUCAUCACACGGUUGAAUUCUGAAAGGAGGCAGUUCUGAUCGGCUCCUUGUAGAGCUUUCUAAUCCCCCCCCCCCCCGUUGAGAUAUGCCAAAAUUUUGCCAGAGGGACUCUGGGGACCCAUCCCCAGCUGAGGCCUAAAAUCACACCAGCACCAGACUCAAGAAUGGCUAAAAGUGGAUGGGCUGAGAAACUGAUGUUCUCCCCAGGGCUGCGCGAACUGUUUGCUUUUCUUGUUUUAGCCCUCUCCUUUCCCAGAAUAAUCCCUUUCUUUGUCUCCAACGGGGAGAUAGCAACUCCAGGGCAGCGUGCGAGUCUGUGUGGGCGUGCCUGUUUUAAAAAGGACAAUGCUGUUUAUUGAAAGCAGGCUGGCACUAAGAGUCACGCAGCAGAAUUGGCCACCUCCAGCCGGACUGGAUGUUUUUCCCGAGUGGGUCUACGGCUCGGCGGCUGGAGGCGUGCUGAAACACUACACUGUUUUCUUUGUCUGGUUAGCCACCCUGUGCAAAACUGCCAAGGAGAAAGGAAGUGGUAAUCCCUUGGGUUAGGCUUUGGGGAGACAGCCUUUCUGGCCCCACUGAAUUCACUGUUGCUCGGCGUCGGCCAUUGGCUUUUGAGCCAAGAGAAAGGAGAGGUGUAGGGCCUUCCCAAAAGUAGAGCCAUCCAUGCAUCUCCUGUAAAUACACGUGCUUCUAUUUUGCGUUUCCUCUCAUGAACUAUUAGAAGCUGACAGACCCCUCCCUGGAAUAAAGUUUCUUCUCUCUGGGUUUGGACCUGAUGAGGUUCUUCCUGCUAAUAAAACAUUGGAAAGAAAAAAAAAA
This is a messenger RNA of Candoia aspera, 1507 nucleotides long. RefSeq names its product succinate dehydrogenase complex subunit C (gene SDHC). The coding region runs from base 17 to 526 and encodes 169 amino acids. Lineage: Eukaryota; Metazoa; Chordata; Lepidosauria; Squamata; Candoiidae. The record is from RefSeq and is a predicted model, not a curated record. The transcript has 6 exons. Gene Ontology annotation, molecular function: oxidoreductase activity, acting on the CH-CH group of donors; electron transfer activity. Gene Ontology annotation, cellular component: membrane. Gene Ontology annotation, biological process: tricarboxylic acid cycle; mitochondrial electron transport, succinate to ubiquinone.